AUGGCAGAAUUUUUGGAAUUAGAAUAUUAUAAAAGAUGGUUUAGAAAGGUGCUGGAUCGUUUAAAUGAAUCAAAAUGGACACAACUAGUUAUGCUUAUUUCUAUCUUGCAAGCCAUUACAAUCAUUAUUCUGGAACUUAGAGUAUACUCACGUAAUAAUGACAUUGAACAAAGUUUGAAUACUGUUGGGUCUAUAACUGACGAAUUGGUUUUAAACGCUACUUGUGUAUUUCAACCUGCAUAUGUGAGAUUAAAUAAUAUUAGAGAUGAAAAUAUUAUUCAAUGGGUAGAAGUCAAGAAAUGGUAUAUUGACUUUGAAGAAGAUUGCCCGGGAAGGUUAUCUUUACAUACACAAUUUUUGAAAUACGAUGCACCUUUGAUAAGUGCAUUAUUAUUAUUUUCAAUUAUAAUGGGAUUUAUAUGCUUUAAAUUAUACCAACAGUUUGGUUGGAAUAUUUACAAAAAAAUUGGUGCCGAUUUAUCCAUGCAAGCGUUAAAUGUAUAUGUAGUUACAAUUAGUAAACUAAGUGGUCUAAAAAAUUUAAGAUAUAUGCCUAUUCAGUUUUAUAUGUUUCAUCUUGUCAUCACUAUUUGUGUUGCUAUAAAUCAAUUAUUAGCAUAUCGUUCGGUACGAAAAGAGUGGAAAGUGGGAAUGUAUUUUGUUUUUUUCAUAUGGAGUGCUUGCAUUUUAGACUUUACAAUACUUUUAUAUUAUUCAAUUGGUGAUGCGACCGGUAGUUGGUACUUUUUUAUCAUAUUUAUAAUUUUUGGUAUCAUCAUGGCUGCCACAACAUUAGUAUGGUCAAUAUUUGUAUUCAGCAACUUCGACACGGGACUAAAAGAUAUCAUUUAUAAAUCACAUAAAAAAACAGAAGAUGGUUUAUUAGAUGAAUCUCAAUACAAACGAUUUUCUAUUGAAGAUGAUUGA
Messenger RNA from Cetraspora pellucida, 927 nucleotides. The record is from the annotation of a GenBank genome assembly. Lineage: Eukaryota; Fungi; Glomeromycota; Glomeromycetes; Diversisporales; Gigasporaceae.